AUGAACUGUGAAAUAACCGCGCAGACUUGUCAACCCCCCUUUCAGACGAUAAAAGUAACGCCGAAGACUCUAAAGUGACUCUAAAAUGCUGGAUUAAGACUGGUGGAAAUGUGGAAGAUUUGACCUGGCAGGGCCUUGAAAGUAACCUCCGGGCCAGUAAGUAAAGGUCUAUUUAGUUUUCACACGACGUCACUAAAAUUCAAACUACAAAGUUAUCGAUCUUACUGAGAUUUUACUUUCACGGUGUAUAAGAGCUGCUGAAAACUAAUUUUCAAAGAAAUUUUCGUUUCAGAAGGGUUCUUGGUUUUGUAAUAGAGUUCGCUUGAAUUUCUAAGCUUUUGCGUGACGCAGCAUUUACAUGACGGCCGAGAGGGCUGUCAUUUAGGUUAAAAAAGUGCCUUUUCGAGGAAUUUUGCUAUCUAAAUAGUUCGAAUAUUAGAAAAAUAUAUUACUUUAAUGUUUAUGAUUUCCUCUGGGGUAAAUUCACGCUUUUGUAGCAAAACUAGGUAACAGAUGUUUCUGUUGGUUUCCGUCAGCCAUGUUGGCCGAGCUCAUGCGAAUGAGCUCCAGCAUGGCGUCUCCGUACAAAGCUCUAUAAAUUUGGGUAAAACAUUUCCUCGGAUAUCUCGAAUACGAAUUAUUCCUUCGACCCAAAUCUUGGCGAGGGUCGUUGUAUAUUUACCUCCUUUCAUUUCCCAGAUCCUGGACUUUAUCUGUCGAAUGGUUUUGAUUUUUAUUUUGAUCUAUUUUGAAUGGCGUGACACUGAAAACCAGGAAUACUUAUUACAAAACUCUACCUGGUUUUCACAUGACGUCAUCAAAAUUCAAACUAAGAAACUGCCGUCUCUUCUGAGUUUCUUCUUUCAUGUGAUAUUAGAGCACCUUGAAAUCUUUAUACAAACAAAUUUUCGGUUCAAAAGGGUUCUUUGUUUUGCGAUACAGGACACUUGAAUUUCCAGGCUUUUGGGUGACGCGGCAUUUAGCUGGCGGCUGGGAAAGCUCUUAUGUGGGUUAAAAACAUUACGGAUUUUUGGAGAUUUUGCUAUCUAAACAUUCUUUGCCUUAGAAUAAACAUUGCCUUAAUCUUUAUGAGUUCCUCAAGCAAAGAAUUCACCCAUAAGUAGGAAAACUCAAAAACCGAUGGUUUUGUUGGUUUCCGGCGGCCACAUUUGUGCCCCUGAAAGAGACACAAACAUGGCGUCUCCAUACAAAGCUUUUUAAAUUUGGGUAAAACGUUUUUCCGAAUAUCUCGAAUAUGAACUGUUGCAUAGACCUGAUUCUUGGCAAGGCUUUUUGUAUAUUUAUCUUUUUUCAUUUCCCAGAUUCUAGACUUUCUGUGUUGAAAGGUUUCCAUUUUUAUUUCUGCUCUCCCACGUGAGUAAAAACCGAGAAUAUGACGGAUGUAAACCAGUCACGUAGAUGUUUUUCUAUAAAAUACCAUAGUGAGCAUUUUCUCCUUUUUCCUCUUUUGCAAUUUAUGGCUUAUAUAAAAACAUCAUGAUGGAUAAUUUUUGGUCUUCUUUUUACAUGUAUUAUGAAUGAUCCUUGAAGACCUCGUAGGUGGCUGACGGAGAUUUAAUUGCAUGGUAACGUCAGCCCUUACGGUUAGAGUAAUAUCAUAAAGCGGUUGAAGUUUCGUCCGGCUGAAUCACCUUCAACGUUAACAAACGCACUUUACUGAGUCCCUAAAUUAAAAUCAAACAAAAAUGAACUGCAGUAAAGCAUUAACGUGUUUGUUUUAGGAAAGUGUCACUUAAAAAAGAGAGAUCACUGUAUCUUAAAAGUAACUGAGUAGAUGACUUAUCAGCUUGGAAAGUAAGACGAAAAAUUCCUUUUCAGUUCCAGUUCAGAGAGUAUUUACGACAAGUUCUCCAGUGGAUUUCUAUCCUAAUACGACGCAAAUGGAACUUCAGUGUACCUUUAAGGGAUGGCCUCGUCCUCGUGUUGCUUGGUACAAUCCAGAUAGUAAACUAGUCAUCAACGGAUCUGAAAGCUUUUAUCUCUACGACCAACUGUUUGGAGAGGACACCUUAUCUUCUGUUCUUCGAAAUCCUAAUAUCCAAGAAAAACACGCAGGGGCUUAUAAAUGCACAGGAAUGAACAACAUUACUGGAUGGUCGAGUGAAAACACUUCGAUAAUUGAAAUGCGAUAUCGUUGUAAGUGA
Porites evermanni is the source of this 2165-nucleotide messenger RNA. The record is from the annotation of a GenBank genome assembly. Lineage: Eukaryota; Metazoa; Cnidaria; Anthozoa; Scleractinia; Poritidae.